This is a messenger RNA of Peniophora sp. CBMAI 1063, 1002 nucleotides long. Lineage: Eukaryota; Fungi; Basidiomycota; Agaricomycetes; Russulales; Peniophoraceae. The record is from the annotation of a GenBank genome assembly.
AUGCUGAAUUCCAACGAUAACUCCAGCGACAAGCGCAACGCAGACUACAUGCUCGUCGACGGCCCUGCCGAAAUACGGCGAUUGUCUACCAUGUACUACCUGCUGAAGUACUUCUUCGACAACCAGAACUUUCUCCCCGAGCCGAUCAACAUCGAAGAGAUUGGCAACGUGCUCGACGUCGGAGCCGGCACAGGAAUAUGGACAUUGGAUCUCGCUGAUCAAUCAGCGGCGGCUGCCCGCCUCCCGCCUCACGACUGUGAACAUCCUCUCCGGCUUUCCAUGUGCGAUAUAUCCACUGCGAAGUUUCCUCCAGCGGAAGUCCUUGCACCAGUGGGGAUCAAGGCUUUCCAACACGACGUCCUCACGCCUUUCCCCGCCGACAUGCAUGGGACAUUCGACCUGGUCAACAUGAAUUAUCUCGUCAUUGCGCUUACGGAGGAUAAGUGGGGAAUAGCGCUUAAGAACGUACAUGACGUAUUGAAACCAGGAGGUUAUCUCAUUCUUCGCGAGAGCGACCCCGUAUUCUACUCGGCGUCUAGCCCUCCACCACCGGACGAUGGUACUCCGCACGACUUGCCGUCUCAGAUCAACGGCACGACGGUUGUGCACAAGAUGAACUCGAUGUUGGCAAACUUCGCCAUCAAGAAUGGUUUCGUCGUUGGGCUGUCGUAUCGAUUUCCCGAGUUCCUUGAGCACGCCGGCCUCAGAAUCGCUCGACGAAAACGCGUUCUGAUGCCGACCGGCGACCUGUGCGAUAGCUAUACUACAGCUCGAGGCGCUUCUAUGGCAUCACUGAAGGCCACGAGCAUUGAUAACAUCGACAUGGCUCUCGAUGGACUCAGUAAGGCCUUGCUCGAUAAGGGUAUGCUUGAGGCACCGGUGGGCACGAAGAUCGAAAGCGAGCAGAAGCGUUUGGAGAUGAUGAAGGAGGUGCAUGAGCGAGUGGCAGAGGGUUUGUUGGUCGUGCAGAUGGAGGUGGUUGCGCAACGCCCAUGCCCUUAG